This is a messenger RNA of Anisakis simplex (herring worm), 651 nucleotides long. NCBI's taxonomy places the organism in Eukaryota, Metazoa, Nematoda, Chromadorea, Rhabditida, Anisakidae. The record is from the annotation of a GenBank genome assembly.
AUCGUUGAUUUAACGACAUUUCUGUAUUUUACGCUCUAUACGCCACUUGUUUACUUCGUCUUCUUGAGACGUUCACUAAAUGCGAACACAUCAAAUGGUGGCGGACCAUUAUUUUCGUAUCGUAAACAAAAAGACGAAGCAAAUACCGGUGAUUUGCCAGAUACGGCCACGUAUUAUCCGCGUUUCUCAGGCCUAACGUCGCCGUCUUAUGAUGAUCUGUUUGAUUGUGACAACGGUGGUCGUAGUCGUUACGGUAUCAACUGUACGGCUAUAAUGGACGCAGAUUUGUACCAGCAAACGGAUCUGGAUCAGAUGCGAAUCGCAUCAUCGGCAGAUGAUGCUUAUGACAGCUACAAUGCACCGUUGAUGAACACGUCGUCCUCACAGCAACACACACCCGACUCGACGGUCACCACGCAUAUCGACUUCGAUUGCUCACCAGAUUUGCACUACUCGAAGUCGAAUUCAUUCGAAGAGGAACGUUUCAAUAUCGCCUCCAUGAAACCGUCUCACUACGAUGUGCAUCACACAAAUUCUAUGUGUGGCACUGGGCCGAGACAACUGCGUGGCCUGGGACCGAAUGGAACGUUGUUGUUCACUGAUGAAAACGAUAUGAUGUACCCGAAUAGGGUGAACAAUUUUAAGAAUUAG